Molecule: messenger RNA, 787 nt
Organism: Cebus imitator (Panamanian white-faced capuchin)
Lineage: Eukaryota; Metazoa; Chordata; Mammalia; Primates; Cebidae
Product: DNA-directed RNA polymerase II subunit RPB9-like
Exons: 1
Coding region: 184-747 (187 amino acids)
Biological process (GO): maintenance of transcriptional fidelity during transcription elongation by RNA polymerase II; DNA-templated transcription; transcription-coupled nucleotide-excision repair
Cellular component (GO): RNA polymerase II, core complex
Molecular function (GO): zinc ion binding; nucleic acid binding; DNA-directed RNA polymerase activity
Source: RefSeq, a predicted model, not a curated record
AAGACUGUAGCCAAGAGGAAGAACUGGCAAGAGCUCACUCCGUCCGCACAGGGUAAACUCGCGCGUGCGCACUGGCCUUUGGCCAAGCAAGCUCUGUGGCUUUUGCCCUGGAUGCUCAUCGUUUUCCGGGCUCUGACGCCAGAUCCAUACUAUUCUGUAAACUGAGGCGGUGAUGCCCAAAAAAUGGAAGCAAUUACUCUAGGGUAUCAAAAGACUGAAGCAAGCAAUAAAACCUUUGCGCGGAGAGAAGGGAGACACAGCACGUGUGCGCAGCACCGCCCUCUUUUGGCGAAGCACCUAGGCCUGGCCCCUCUGGCGACCUGUAGCGCGGCGGAGCAAGCACAGAAGGUUAGGCGGUUUGCAGUCGCCAUGGAGCCCAACGGGACCUACGAGCUGGGGUUCGUGGGUAUUCGCUUCUGCCAGGAAUGUAAAAACAUGCUAUACCCCAAGGAAGACAAGGAGAACCGCAUUCUGCUCUAUGCGUGCCGGAACUGUGAUUACCAGCAGGAGGCUGACAACAGCUGCAUCUGUGUCAACAAGAUCACGCACGAAGAGGACGAACUGACCCAGAUUAUCGCCGACGUGUCCCAGGACCCCACGUUGCCGCAGACCGAGGACCACCCGUGCCAGAAGUGUGGCCACAAGGAGGCUGUGUUCUUCCAGUCACACAGUGCCCGGGCUGAGGACGCCAUGCGUCUGUACUACGGGUGCACGGCCCCACACUGCGGCCACCACUGGACCGAGUGACCUCACCUCUCCCCCAGUGUAAUUAACACCAGAGUCCAUG